UCCUGGCCUAUAAAUUCAAAGGCCAUUUUUCCUUCACAACAUAUCCUAUUUACAACAAGAAAAUCUUUCCAGUUUCUAUUUUCUCACAACAAAACUGAAAAUGUCUUGCUGUUCAGGAAAAUGUGGCUGCGGCGCUGAUUGCCAUUGUGGCAGUGGCUGUAACGGAUGCGGUAUGUUCCCUGACAUAAUAGAGAAGACUACAACUGAGACUAUUGUUCUUGGUGUGACAACUCAGAAAAUGCACUUUGAGGGAUCUGAGAUGGGAGUUGGGGUUGAGGGUGGAUGCCCGUGUGGAGACAACUGCAAAUGCGACCCUUGCACUUGCGGGAAGUGAACAACAAAGAGAAGCAGAGUGGCCUUUGUCAUUUUAACUAAAUAAAUUCUAUUACUUUAGUAUGUAUCAGCAAAUCUUCAUGAGGAUUUGGUUCUUAAUUAUGUGUAAUGUGGCUUUUCUGCUAUGUCAGAAUGUAUUAUGAUAUUUAAGAAAGUUUGUUUUCAAUUGAAAGAAUGGCAGUUCCUUUCUCUUUGACUAAA
Molecule: messenger RNA, 534 nt
Organism: Gossypium raimondii (Peruvian cotton)
Lineage: Eukaryota; Viridiplantae; Streptophyta; Magnoliopsida; Malvales; Malvaceae
Product: metallothionein-like protein type 2
Exons: 3
Coding region: 101-334 (77 amino acids)
Molecular function (GO): metal ion binding
Source: RefSeq, a predicted model, not a curated record